Messenger RNA from Ectocarpus siliculosus, 498 nucleotides. NCBI's taxonomy places the organism in Eukaryota, Phaeophyceae, Ectocarpales, Ectocarpaceae. The record is from the annotation of a GenBank genome assembly.
AUGUUCUCUGGAGAUCCGAAGGGCCCCCUUGAAGAGAUCAACGAGCACGCACGAAGAGAAGCGGUCAUCGCGAGGCGCACCGGAGGCCAACAACAGGCGGUGAUGAUCUCAAAAGCCGCCGCCCACAACUGCGAGGCCUCUUCGAUGUGGUGCUUGAAGUGGAACCUUGGAACAAAGAACGCCAUGCGAAGAUGUCGUUGGCCUGGCGGGACUGUGGACAGCGUCCCUGGGCCUCCUAAGAAAAAUUCGCGCGCCGACGCGGCAACGCAGCUUCGCAUCCUCCGACUGGUGCGCCAGCUGAACGACCCAGGUGCAAGGCUCACCUGGAAGCAGUUUAUAGAGGUCAAGGAGUGGAGAAGGUUGCAGCCAAGCUUGCGGCCGUUCCGCGUACAGGCCGGGACAUCAGCGGGUCGAGAAAGAGGGCGUCAACGCCUAACGCUUCAGUGGGAGCGGGGCACCACCGCCACACCGACGACCCGCGUACGCGUGCGGACUUGA